Manihot esculenta (cassava) is the source of this 2164-nucleotide messenger RNA. RefSeq names its product zinc finger protein BALDIBIS. The coding region runs from base 206 to 1771 and encodes 521 amino acids. The record is from RefSeq and is a predicted model, not a curated record. Gene Ontology annotation, molecular function: DNA-binding transcription factor activity. Lineage: Eukaryota; Viridiplantae; Streptophyta; Magnoliopsida; Malpighiales; Euphorbiaceae. Gene Ontology annotation, cellular component: nucleus. The transcript has 3 exons.
GUGCAAUUUAUGAAAUUGGAGACAAGUCUAAAUUAGAAUUCUUUCUUUUAAAGGGGAAGAAUUCUUGAGAGAUUUGUUGGGAUUAUGUUGAGCAGUGAAGCUUUUGUUUUUGUUUUUCUUGGUUUAAUUUGGUAGCUACUUCUCUUACCUCUUUCUCUUUAAGCUUGUUGUAGGACACAACCCACUUCUUCUUAGCUUCAGUAUAAUGAUGUCUGAAGAUGGAUUUUCUGCUCCCUCUACCUUCAGAGGCUUUGUUCAUCAAGAACCAAACCUAAACCCUAACCCUAACCCUACAACAAAUCCAGUGAAGAAGAAGAGAAAUUUACCAGGAACACCAGAUCCAGAUGCAGAAGUUAUUGCUUUAUCACCAAAAUCUCUCAUGGCAACAAACCGAUUCAUUUGUGAAAUCUGCAAUAAGGGUUUCCAGAGAGACCAAAACCUUCAACUUCAUAGAAGAGGUCACAAUCUUCCAUGGAAGCUGAAGCAAAGAUCAACCAGAGAGGUUCGAAAGAAGGUAUAUAUCUGCCCUGAAAAUAGCUGUGUACAUCACGAUCCAUCGAGAGCCCUAGGCGAUCUCACAGGGAUAAAGAAGCACUAUAGCAGAAAACAUGGAGAAAAGAAGUGGAAGUGCGAGAAAUGUUCAAAGAAAUACGCAGUUCAAUCAGAUUGGAAAGCUCAUAGCAAGAUCUGUGGCACCAGAGAGUACAGAUGUGACUGUGGCACCCUCUUCUCCAGGAAGGAUAGCUUUAUCACCCACAGAGCCUUCUGUGAUGCUUUAGCAGAAGAAAGUGCACGAUUCACUUCUGUUUCAGCAACCAUUAAUGCGAACUUUAGAAAUGAUUUGAUCAAUGGAGCUCCCAACAGUAAUCCGCAUCAAUCCACUGGGAUAUCCCAAUUUUCAUCUGUUCUUAGACCAGAGUUUGCCACAGGAUCCGAGCUGGUAGGUGAUCUUAGCAUGGUUGAUGGGCAAAAGCCAAGGCUUCCGAUGUGGCUAGACCAUGCCAACACUCAAAUGAGCGCAAUUGGUGUUGCAAACAAUUCUACUUUCUUGCCCGAAUUUGUUCACGCACCACAGGUGAACAUGUUUGGUUCAGCAUCAUCGCAAGCUCAGUGGCUCAAUAAGUACCAAGUAGAAUCAUUUGCCGGCGGCAGCAAUCUCUCCGUAUCUGCAUUGCCACGAGGACUAAAAGAGGAAGAAGGGAACACAGGAGAUCUAUCUGAAUCUAUUACUUCUUUGUAUUCAAGUAAUCAGCAUCAGCAGCAAAGAAACUCGGCUCGCAUGUCAGCUACUGCACUUUUGCAAAAAGCAGCCCAAAUGGGAUCUACGAGGAGCAACCCAGCAUUCAGUACCAGCAAUGGAAUUCCAUUGAUGAGCUCACCAUCUCUCUCAAAUGUGACAAGCUUCAACUCUUAUGACCAAAGCAAAAGUAAAGAAACACUCAAGUUUCUGAGCAGGCAACCAAAUCAAGCUGCGGAGAACUUCAACGAACUAGCUAACUCGCUUUCUCCUUCAACUCCAGCCACGUUGUUGGGUGAAUCGAACUCGAACACAAUUUUGAGUACCACCAGCAAGGACUUGAAUCAUUUCAUGAUGCAAGCAAAUAGGAAGCAACACCAUGGAAGCUCCAGCGAAGUAGAAGCAAGUUUAACCAGAGAUUUUCUUGGUGUAGGAGGUGAAACACGGAGACCAUUCCUGCAACAAGAGCUAGCGAAGUUUGCAUCCAUUAGUUCAGGAAUGGAUUUGAGCCAAUAUAAUUCUGGGCAUCGCUGAGUUAAUCCAACUCAAGAAGGUAAGAUUGUUGUACUAUAUAGUUUCUUUCUUUUUACACAGUACAUUGAGAAAGUAGAAUAUUAGAUGAAAACAGACAAAACUGAAGAAGAAAGCCUGAGUACCGAGUUGCACUUAGAGGAAGAAAGUGAGUGAACUCGCACGAGUCAAGAGUGAGAGACUUGUAAUUGGUCAGGGACGUGGGGACCACUUCAUUGGAAGAGACUUAACAGAAACAGACAGACAUGGAAAUCAAUCAGAGGAGGUUUGGGACCCUCCCUGCAUGUAGUUUGUAGUUUCUCUCCCUUCUCUUCUUCCUCUCUCUCUCUCUCUCUCUUUUUUUUUUAAAAUCUUGGAAUAAAAAACAACCUUAAUGCAAGUUAAUUAGUUGAUCAA